AUGAUACGGCUGCAAGGGCUGCUGGGCAAGACCCAACCGGAAGAUAAGUUGAAAUACCACGAGAUAUUUCAGCAAUAUAUCAGAGACGGAUUCAUCGAAGAAGCCGACCGAGGAUUCAACGGUGACUGCACAUACUUACCUCACCGACCGGUGAUUAAAGUUAGCGCGGAAACCACGAAAAUUCGGCCGGUGUUCGAUGGAUCAGCACAUAUGAAGGAAAGACCUAGCAUCAACGAUGCUUUAGAGAUUGGGCCGAAUCUAAACCCGGAAGUGUUGGCGGUCUUGUUGCGUUUCCGACAGAAUCGGAUAGCCUGGACCGCUGAUAUAACUCAGGCAUUUCUCCAAGUCGAGAUCCGCCCGGAGCACGGGCAACUGAUAAGGUUCAUCUGGGUCAAUGAUCCUAACAAACCCCAGCCUAAAUUCAUCGAGUAUCGAUGGAGAAGAGUACCGUUCGGGCUGUCAUGCAGCCCGUUCAUUCUCAAGGCUGUUAUCCUCAAACACCUGAAAGGGUUUGAAGGAAUAUACCCGGAGACAGUGCGACAGCUACAACAGCAGUUGUACGUUGACGACUGGCUAGGGGGAGAGACAAAUGUGGAUGAGGCGGAGAAGCGUAUUCGCGAAGCGAUUACGAUCUUCAAAGCCGCAAAGAUGGAGUUGUGCAAAUGGACCUCCAAUAGCGCAGAGUUGAUUAAAAAACUGCCGGAGGUCCAGUUUAAAGAGACAGUCACAAACGUGACAGCAGAGGGCAAGUCAGCCACGAAAGCCUUAGGGGUGAUCUGGGAUCCCGCGUCGGACAAAUUCAGGUUUGAUCCGGCGCAGGUACUCAGAGAAGCCCGCGAAAUUGGUGACAGACCCACCAAACGGAAGCUUUUCAGCCUGGCACUGAAGAUCUUUGACCCCUUGGGUCUCAUCGCUCCGGUGACGUUGGUGGGGAAACUCAUCAUGCAAAAGGUGUGGUUGGCGGGCUCAGGAUGGGAUGAGCCCAUUCCAAUCGAGGUGAUACCUCAUUGGAAAACAUUCAUUGAUGGAAUAACAGAGCUGAGGAAUACCUGUCAGCCCCGAUGGUCGGGAGAUCAUGAAGGGAGACUCCAUCUUUUCUGCGACGCAAGUAACGACGCCUACAGUGUGGUGGCGUACUUGCAGAGAAUCGAUGGGGAAGACCCAGUGAUGCUGUGCAGCAAAACGAGAGUAGCGCCGGACCCUAAGAAAUCAGUCUCGAUCCCGAGGCUGGAGCUUCUAAGUGGGUUACUGGCUGCGAGGCUCGGGAGCUACGUCGAGAAAGCGACGGAAACAGUCAUCAAGAGAAAACUUCUGUGGACCGACUCGGCGAUAGCCUUCUGGUGGAUGAAGGGCGAGGCUGGUCGGUGGAAGCAGUUUGUUUACAAUAGGGUGACAGAGAUAAGACAGACAGUGGAAACUGAAGAAAUCAGGCACUGCCCAGGGUUACAAAACCCGGCGGACGUAGCAUCCAGAGGAGCUACGGCCGCACAGCUAAACGCACAAAAGAGUUGGUGGACUGGCCCAUCUUGGAUGGGAAAAGAGAAGGAGUGGCCCCAGUCACCAAGCUCAGCGACCGAGCUCCAAUUACAAGAGGUCUCAGUCGAAGAAAAGACAGUCGAAGUAACGCAAUGCGCGAUAUCAACCGAAGCAAAGUGGUACGAAAGAUUCAGCUCCAUGCGAGUCAUGGUCAGAGUCUUGGCCACGAUGCUAAGGGCGAUUAAAAAAUUCAAAGGCCAAGAUAAUCCGGAAAGCCCGGUGGCAACGGUCAGACAUCGGGGAAGAAGGUUGAAAUUCCCCGUGUUGACAACAGAAGAGACUCGAGAGGCAACGAUCGAGCUCUACAAAGAAGCCCAGGCGACUCACUACGGAGCAGUGGUGAAGAGCUUUAAAGCUGGGAAAACAGAAGUCCCACAUGAGUUGAGGAAACUCGGCCUCGUGUGGGACAGCAAAGACGAGUUAAUCAGGUGUCGAGGCCGGCAUCUAAAUUGGAUGGAAUAUAAUAAAAAAGCAGCGCUCAUUCUGCUACCGGCCGAACACAUCAUUACAAAGAGACUGAUUGAACAAACGCAUCUUCGGUUGAAACAUACCGGAGUGAAAACCAUGAUGGGAGCACUCAGAACGGAUUUCUGGAUUCCGAAGAUGCGGCAGACCAUCAAAAAAGAGACAAGCAAGUGCACGAGAUGCCAGAGAAUGGACUCGAGACACUUCGAUGAAAUACCGGCGCCCCUACCGUUGGACCGCCUGCAAAUGUCGAACCCGUUCACGAUAACGGGGGUAGAUUUCGCAGGCCCGUUCCCAGUAGAGUCGCCGAGCUGUUCAUCUCGAAGUUACGACCGACCAGGAGAGAUCUCCACGUUUAUCUUCGCGCUAAGACGAUUCUUUGCUCGGAGAGAGUACCCAAGGGCGCUCUACUCUGAUAACGCAGGAACGUUUACGCUGGCCGCUAAGUACCUCAGAGCAGCGUACAGAGACAGCAGAGUGUUUAACACCCUGGUUGAUCUCAACAUAAAGUGGAGGUUCUCGCCGAGUUUGGCCCCUUGGUGGGGCGGAUUCUGGGAGAGGAUGGUGCAGACCGUUAAACGGCUGCUAUAUAAAACAUACGGAAGUGAUUGUAUGGAAUACGAUCUAUUCCAAACGGUGUUGACGGAGAUCGAAGAUACCAUCAACACCAGACCGUUGACAUACGUGGCAGAAGACGAUACGGAGCCGCUAACACCCAAGCAAUUGGUCACAGGCUACCGACAACAGCAGCAUCACCCGGUCGAUGACGAGGAGAGAGAAUACUCGGACCGGGUGACACUGACAAAGAGAGAGAGGCUCAGGAGAAACCUAGUCGCUCAAUGGUGGAAAGAUUUCUACACGGAAUAUGUGAUGGAUCUGGAGCAGUUUCACUGUCCAACUCCAGGUCAUACGAAAGAAAUCGAGCUGGGACAAGUCGUGUUAAUUCACGACGAGUCAGCCAAAAGAACGAGAUGGAAGUCCGGGAGAGUAGUUAAACUAAUCUCCGGCAAUGAUGGGAAGACCAGGCGUGUGAACGUCUUGAUCGCAGACAAAUUCAGAGGAAAAGGGUCGACCAUGAUAACGAGAGACCCAAAGAGUUUAUAUCCGUUGGAGCUCCAUGCGGGCCAGAUAGACGAUGACCAUCGGAACACAGGACCCUACGAAGACAGUGAGCUUUCGUCAACUCAGUUAGACCAAGGUCUUUUUCAGAUCCCUCGCCGCCGCCUUCCUCCAGCUUGCCAGCCGCCGCCUAAGACGUGCCAGCCCGCGAACGAAGCAGCUCUCGAGAUUCUCCUCCAACCGCAAAAGAGUAAUACUCAGCGGCAGUGA
This is a messenger RNA of Daphnia magna, 3330 nucleotides long. RefSeq lists its product as uncharacterized. NCBI's taxonomy places the organism in Eukaryota, Metazoa, Arthropoda, Branchiopoda, Diplostraca, Daphniidae. The transcript has 3 exons. The record is from RefSeq and is a predicted model, not a curated record. Gene Ontology annotation, molecular function: nucleic acid binding. Gene Ontology annotation, biological process: DNA integration. Bases 1 to 3330 code for a protein of 1109 amino acids.